CUACUUGCCCAAACCGAUAUUGUGACAUAUUUUACUCCUCGUUUUUUUAAGAGCAGCACUAAAAGAAUAAGCAAGCAGAACCAGAAGUCUGAACAGCUGCUUUCUCAGUCAUCUCUUCCUGGUUUUCCUUCGAAUUCAUCGUAAAGUUAUGGGUAAAGACUCGAAGAAAAAGGAGCCUGCCGCAAAAGGCAAGGGAAAACAAGCCGCGGGUGCUAGUGAUGAGGGCGGUUCAAAGGAUAAGGGUGGUGGAAAAGGAGAUAAGCUUGGAACUUGCAAUUUUGUCAAAGCGAGGCAUAUAUUGUGCGAGAAACAAGGGAAAAUUAACGAGGUAUACCAAAAACUGCAAGAAGGUUGGCUUGACACUGGGGAUAAGGUCCCACCAGCUGAGUUUGGAAAGACCACACUAUCACAUUGAGGUAGUAUGCUGAGACAAUGCAAUCCGCGGAAAGGAAGGGGAAGGGGAAGGGGAAGGGGAAAAGAAAGGGUAUGCAAUUGGAGUGUCAAAAAAUCUGUGUUUUGAGCUAUAUCAAGGGAUAUCUUAUGGUUUUGACUGAUAUUUAGGCGUUAUAAUAUUGUGCGAAGGUCGGAGGAACUAAUAAAAAUGUCAACAUAACCGAUUCAUCUACUACGACGAUUAUGCUGCUGGAAUAACUGUUUUACUUGUACAACUGUGUGAUGGAUACCCUAUUGUAGACCAUGGAAAUUUACAACUAGAUUUAUCGUAAUCGAGUUGUGAUAAAUUGUGUGAUUAAUUCUGGUUUUUGUUCA
Molecule: messenger RNA, 768 nt
Organism: Amaranthus tricolor (Joseph's coat)
Lineage: Eukaryota; Viridiplantae; Streptophyta; Magnoliopsida; Caryophyllales; Amaranthaceae
Exons: 4
Coding region: 149-415 (88 amino acids)
Biological process (GO): rRNA processing
Molecular function (GO): DNA binding; peptidyl-prolyl cis-trans isomerase activity
Source: RefSeq, a predicted model, not a curated record